This is a messenger RNA of Selaginella moellendorffii, 1491 nucleotides long. Its product is annotated as ribosomal RNA small subunit methyltransferase G. Gene Ontology annotation, molecular function: rRNA (guanine-N7-)-methyltransferase activity. The record is from RefSeq and is a predicted model, not a curated record. The coding region runs from base 30 to 848 and encodes 272 amino acids. The transcript is spliced from 9 exons. NCBI's taxonomy places the organism in Eukaryota, Viridiplantae, Streptophyta, Lycopodiopsida, Selaginellales, Selaginellaceae. Gene Ontology annotation, biological process: rRNA processing. Gene Ontology annotation, cellular component: cytoplasm; cytosol.
GAGAAAGCCCUAAACCCUAGUUCUUCGCAAUGGCACUAUCUCCCAAACUAUUGCUCCAGUGGAAGGCGCUCCAAGGCCAUGGCGGCAGUCGAUUGGUAUGUUUCUCGUCUAGAGCGAGAGUCUUCUGCGAGAAUGCGCUCGAUCCAUCGCAAUCCAAGCUCGUGAGCGCCUACAUUGACAAGCUUCUCGAUUGGAACCAGCGUAUGAAUUUAACUUCCGUGACAGACCGUAAGGAAGUGAUGGAAAGGCACAUAAGAGACUCUCUUUCACUUCUCCCAGUGAUUGAAAAGCACUGCUCACUGAGCGAUGGGAGUUUGAAGGUGGUCGACAUAGGCAGUGGUGCUGGUCUUCCAGGAAUCAUUUUUGGUAUUGCAAGACCAAGCUGGAAGAUUACGCUGAUAGAAUCCAUUCAGAAAAAGUGUGACUUCUUAGAGGACGCUGUGCUCGCUGUGAGUUUACAAAAUGUUAGCGUCGUUCGUGCAAGGGCAGAGGAAAAAGGUCGAGAUGUGGAGUUUCGUGAAACUUUCGACGUAGCAGUGGCAAGAGCUGUCGCAGAAAUGCGAGUUCUCGCCGAGUUGUGCUUGCCUUUUGUUGCCGCUGGAGGAAUCAUGGUUGCCGCUAAGGGUGCCAAUCCUGAGGAGGAAGUUAAAAGCGCAGAAGAAGCUAUAACGCUUUUGGGAGGAUCAUGUGCAAACAUUAUUGAAGUUGAUUCUGAAAGUCCGUUCGGGACCAGGACUGCAGUUGUGUGCCUGAAAGCUACUCCCACGCCGGAGAAAUACCCAAGGAGACCAGGAGCACCUAGCAAACGACCUUUGGGAUUUAGAAGCAAGAGAACCGAAGCUGGAUAAGAUCAUCUAAGAACUGAUUCUCGAGGGAAGUUCUACCAAUUUUUAUACUGUAAGUCUCUUGUUAUAUCUUGAAAGACACAGGAAGUUGGAUAUCUAAACAACUGAUCAGAAGUGGUAGAAGAGCUUGGCAAUGACUUUGAUGAUGAAAGUAGCACCAUCAAUGGAGAGGCUCGCGAUGAAGUUGGUUUUGCCAUUAAACUCGUUAUGGCUGUCGAUGAUCGAGAAGACAAACAUGGCGUUGAAAGCAUUCCCAGUGAAGGACCCAGCGAGAGAUUGUCAUUGAAGACGAUGACCUCCCAAAGUCGAUGCCUGUGAUGUUGUGACCCGGGCCGGCCACCUCUUGGGAGGUGUCACCGGAUGGAUUGGUGGUGUUUUGGAGAGUGUCGCGGAGAGAUGAGGGUCUCUUUGGAGGAGCAGCAGUGAUUUGAGAAGCUGUGAUCAUCGUGACCACAAGAAGAAGAAGAUAGCGGAACUCCAUGGAUCAGAGACUACUUGGGAAAACACUUUGAUCUUGGUAGCUUUGCAUAAAUAUUUAUUUAAAACUAGGAGGAUAGUUAUUAGUAUGAUCACUAGAAUCACGCACUAUAUGGACUUCUUGUCAUGCUAUACUGUAGUUAAAAAAAGAAAAGUAUCCUUGCCUAAA